Salvelinus namaycush (lake trout) is the source of this 4162-nucleotide messenger RNA. Its product is annotated as cyclin-dependent-like kinase 5. Gene Ontology annotation, molecular function: ATP binding; cyclin-dependent protein serine/threonine kinase activity. The transcript has 12 exons. Gene Ontology annotation, cellular component: cytoplasm; nucleus. The coding region runs from base 1754 to 2632 and encodes 292 amino acids. The record is from RefSeq and is a predicted model, not a curated record. Gene Ontology annotation, biological process: synaptic vesicle transport; axonogenesis; neuron apoptotic process. NCBI's taxonomy places the organism in Eukaryota, Metazoa, Chordata, Actinopteri, Salmoniformes, Salmonidae.
GGGGUCUGAAUACUUUCCGAAUGCACUGUACUUGUGUCUUUGACAAUUAAUUAUAUGAGGCUAUGUAUUUUUGCAGCCGUUCAUGGACAGUUUUGAAUAAGAUAAGUCAUACAAAUAAGCAUUGGAUAUUAAAUGCUCCAGCAAUCAAAUAUAAUUUUUUGACAUUUUAGUAUUGUGCACAUGCUAGGCAGAGAUGGUAGGGGGACUCACAACUCAUAAACACAUCAUUUUUUGUCUAUGUAGAGUAAGAUGAUGGCAAGGAUCUUUAAACCAUCUGAAUAUAGAUAUUCAUUAGAUAUUUCUUGAAGGUUGGGUGAAAUUAAUUGUUAUAACAUUAACAUUUUCAAACAUCCAGCACUUGGGAAACAUAGAUCAGAGAUGGCCAACCCUUCUGGAGAGCAAGCAGGAUUUUCUUCCAUCCCUAUUUUAAAGAUAGAGUUCACCCAACUGACAAAAUAUAAAAUCUUGGUGUCCUUACCUUGAAAGCAGUCUAUGGACAAGGAAACUGUAAUCUAUGAUGUGGUUACCCACUGCCAUCAAUAUAAAAAUGUCCUGUGCAGAGACUUGGCGUAGUGGUAACACUCCCCGGCACGUGUCACAUACAACUUUCCAACUGAGAACAGGGAUCAAUCCAUACUUCCAAACGUCUCACUGUUUCUAGCAUUUUGCUUGUCUCCCUAUCUCAUUUCAUUACUGUCUGAAUAAAGUGUCAAACCACCUAAAAAAGAUGUUAAAAAAAUAUUAGCAUACUUUACAUUUCACCCAAAAACCUAAAAGUAACAAAGUCAUUGAAUAUUGGGUGUACAUUUAAUGUUCAAAGCAUCCUGAAUACACAUAUUUUCCCACCCUGGUCAUAGGCCUUAGCCAUGGAAAAAUACGUAGAAUUGCAGGAAAUUAGCUUUAAAACAGUAAAAUCUUCCUGGGGUCCAACAUCUAGGGAUUGUGUCAGGGGGCAAUGAAAUUCACAUGGCAAAACUCACUCCAAGCUUUCUUCAAAAGUUGGCAGCCCUGACUUUGAUAUAGCACAAAACUGUAGACCUACAAUGUGAACUGAAAAUACUUGCCGUAAUGUACUUUUGUGACUAGUUUGAUGUUGUAAAGUGUGUAAUGUUGCUUUAGUUUAAUGGUCCAAUGUCAAAUUCCAUUUUAUACAAGCCAAAUGUAUGAGUGGACAAACGCGAUCAUAUUUUAUUGUGCCCCGAGGCUGCAGAAAUUGCAAGUGCUCAUGUGCUCUUAAUAGGAAGAGAAUACUAACCGUACAAUACAGUAUGUGAUUGUGGUUUUAAAAGGGUUACUUGGACCUGACCUGUAUAUAUCAGUAAAUUUAGCAAGAAUUUGAGGGGGGCAUGUAUAAUGAUCAUUGUCUGAACAGAUAAUACGAUGUGAAAAUGGUGGAUCUAGGCUAGCUAAAUCCAUUAACAGGCUUCUUAGAACCGGAUUUAAACAGGCUGUUUAACUGGACCUCUGAUUGGGGAUUUAUUCAGGAGGGAACAUUGCAACAAAAUUGAGUAUUGCUUUUUAUUAAACAUUUCUGAUUGACCACAUGAGAAUGACAGUGAAACAGGUUCUUAAUAAUUAUUUUUGACUGGGAAUGGGCGAUUUUGCAUGCAGUUCAUAAUCUGGCCUUUAGAUGCCCAUGUAGCAGCAUCAUUGUAGCUGAGAACAGCUAGCUAACGCGUAUCACAAAUAUCCCCAAACCCUGGGGCUGCUUUUCACUAGUUAGCUAGUUAAAGACUAGCUUUAUUGACAAAAUAUGCAGAAGUAUGAAAAGCUUGAAAAGAUUGGAGAGGGUACAUAUGGAACUGUUUUCAAAGCAAAAAACAGAGAAACGCAUGAAAUCGUGGCUUUGAAAAGAGUGAGAUUGGAUGACGACGAUGAGGGGGUCCCAAGUUCUGCCCUGCGAGAAAUUUGCCUCCUGAAAGAACUGAAGCAUAAAAACAUUGUCAGGUUGCAUGAUGUUCUGCACAGUGACAAGAAGUUAACAUUGGUGUUUGAAUUUUGUGAUCAGGAUCUAAAGAAGUAUUUUGACAGCUGCAAUGGAGACCUAGAUCCAGAAACGGUCAAGUCAUUCAUGUACCAGCUGUUGAAGGGGCUUGCUUUCUGCCACAGUCGGAAUGUUCUCCAUAGAGACCUGAAGCCACAGAACCUUCUCAUCAACAGGAAUGGGGAAUUGAAGCUGGCUGACUUUGGCUUGGCUCGAGCCUUUGGAAUCCCAGUGAGAUGUUACUCAGCAGAGGUUGUGACGUUGUGGUAUAGGCCCCCAGAUGUGCUCUUCGGUGCUAAGCUUUAUUCUACCUCCAUUGACAUGUGGUCUGCUGGAUGUAUAUUUGCAGAGUUGGCAAACGCUGGAAGGCCCCUUUUCCCGGGUAAUGACGUCGACGACCAGCUGAAGAGGAUCUUCAGAUUGUUGGGUACACCAACUGAAGAACAGUGGCAGACAAUGACAAAGCUCCCAGACUACAAGCCGUACCCCAUGUAUCCAGCCACGACCUCACUGGUGAAUGUUGUCCCCAAACUCAGUAGCACAGGACGGGAUCUGCUGCAGAAUCUGUUGAAGUGUAAUCCUGUCCAGAGGAUCUCUGCAGAGGAGGCAUUGCAGCACCCCUACUUUGCUGAUUUCUGCCCACCGUAGAUGAGAUGCCAAAACACACGUCACUUAACUGAACCUCAGACAUCGGAAUCAAUCCUCUUUCUCUCCAUCUUCUCUACAGGACCUGUCUAUCCUGACUCCCUGCAAGACUCAUCUUCCAGCAGCACCCGUUUUAACUAAGAGACUUCCUUCCCUUCAGUAUAUCCUGUUGUGCCUCCUAAUGGAAUUAAGUCCUUGUGUGCUCUGCAAGAUUUUAGGUUCUAUUAGCAAGCCUGUUUGUCUUCUCUUUGUCUGUUAAGCACAUUAAGCGCACUGACAUAGGAACAUAACAUGUAGCGAUGAACAAUUCUGGACCCGGAGAAACAGUGAAUCCUUCUGAGCCAAUAGCUGCACAGCAGAGUAAGCGGUGUGAACAAUUGCAUUAGUGUGCUGCAUAAUGUACUGGCAAAAAUGUAGUUAUUUGGAUACAUUCUUCAAAUAGUGUUUGUGCCACUGCUGUUAACUUGUCAAUAUUGCAUUAAUAGUUUAUGAUAAGAUUGGAGACAGUCUUCCUUGUCCUUCAUCAUAGUCUAAACCAUUUCCCACUUACUUUAAUAGGAGGUUGUAAAACAGAGGGGAGGUUUAUUUAUAUUUAUCAGUUAAUUCUCAGGCUCUCUAUUUAGCUUUUUGUAUUCGAUUUUUUUUGUGCACUUUGGGUAAAAGGCAUUUUCUUUUUUAAUAGUUUAGAUCUAGUCCCGGUCAAGUAAAGUUGAACACAAAGAUGGGGUCAACAUAUGUAUUAUGAACAGUGAACCAUACGUACUUGAGUAAUUGCUUUUAUUUUUUAGUUUCAUUUUGUAACUUUCUACCAUCUUUGCGCUUUGACCUGAUGUCUUAUAGUUUAAUGAAAGUGAAGUGAGAGCGGAGGAAAUCCGUUGAUACCUAUAUUACUACAUUACCAUUGUUUUGCACCACUGACUUUAGCUGUGUUCACGCAGAUGGGUAACUUCAUUUUGGCAAAGAACUAGUAAGUUUUGCAGUGUUAUUUUACUCCAGAUAGUCACUACUUAUCCCACGAAAGCCAACAUUUUUAACUCCUAUUUGAGGUUGCUGUCAACUACCAAAACUUUGGUUUUGAUCAAUAGGGAAAAUAUUUCAUUUUGAUGUAAGAGAAAAAAAUAAUAGAAUGCAUGUAUUUAUUGAUAAUUGAAUGUCUGCUUAUGUAUGCAUUUAGUCUCUUUUUUUAUAUACAACACAUUACCUUUCAUGAGUUGCAAUGUUCUCCUUAUUAAAAUAAUGAAAUGUGUGAUGCGUGUGUGUUUGCAUCCGAGUUGAGUUGGAACAUCACAAGAUUCCAUUAUCACAUGUAAAGACAAGCAAUUCCCCGUGCUUAUUUUAGAAAAGAGUACUGUAGAAUAUUAGUUUAAAUAUGACAUGAUUUUAAUCUUUAUUUAGAAUGACGAGUGAACUUUGCACUUUCCUAUUAUCAUAGUUUUAUUGUAGGACUUGGGUUAAGUAUUUAGACAACUUGCUGUCAGUCAGUUGUCUUGAAAUUUCAAAACACGACAGUUCAAUAAAGUGGACUCAAAGGUU